AACGCUCCUCAGCAUGCGGUGCGAGUGCGUGGUCGUCCUGUGCCUGGCCGUCGUGGUGCUGGUCCUGUGCGGCGAGGCGUUCGCCGCCCCGGGCCCGAGCUACUCCAAGGGCCAGACCAAGCCCCGCGCCAUCCGGGGCUUCAAGAAUGUCGUCCUGUCCACGGCCAGGAACUUCGGCAAGCGGGGGGGCUCAGACGCCCAGGGCGAGUACGUGGACGAGGCGGCUCUGCAGGCCAACGGCCAGGACUACCAGCGUCCUCCGAGCAGCUUCCCCGUGCAGUGGUUCGUCGAGGAGAUCCAGAACAACCCCGACCUGGCCAGGGGCGUGGUGCGCAAGUUCAUCGACGAGAACCAGGACGGCGAACUGUCGGCCGAGGAGCUCCUGCGGUCCGUGUACUGAGCGCGCAGCGCAGCCCGGCGCAGUCGGUGCAGUCGGUGCAGCCCUGCCCCAUUCCAACCAGACAUCUUUCCGUGUUGUUUUUGUUCCCUAACACCCCAGCGACAUUUGAAGAGGCCUGCCCCAGCAUGCGCCCAUUCCCCUUCCGAGUUUCAGUAGGCUGGAUUGUGGAGUAAAGCCCGCAUUUCGAACACCUCGAAAGUAGACGUAGGAAAAAUUCGCUACAUUUUGGAAGAGCGCAAAUUGUUUGGUAUUAAACUGGGUGGUUCAUAAAAGUUGCAAUUGAUUAUUCUACAGUACUGUGUUCAAUUUUCCACCGUAGAUUGACAUCUUUUUCGUGUCAUUGUCUUGAAUUGAUUUUGUUUCCUCCGUUUUGAACACCAUAAUGUUAUGUAGACUGAUAGGAUAUCAAACAGAGGGCACGCGUUGUAGGCGUGUUUGUUAAUUGUCUUAAAUAAUUUAAUGAUACUCUCCUUUUAUUUUUCGAUGAGUAAGGUGCCAUUGUGUUUUUCGAUAUUUUGGAUGGAUUAAUUUCAAAUUUGUAUCAUUCAAACGCCUUGAGGCUCUGAGGUUCUGAGGGGCUACGAGCGAAAUCUCGUAAAAUUGAUGUGAUUUGUAUUUCGCACAUUUUCUUAGCAUUUGGGAUGUCGAAUCUUGAAAA
Molecule: messenger RNA, 1058 nt
Organism: Thrips palmi
Lineage: Eukaryota; Metazoa; Arthropoda; Insecta; Thysanoptera; Thripidae
Product: allatotropins-like
Exons: 2
Coding region: 14-400 (128 amino acids)
Source: RefSeq, a predicted model, not a curated record